CCCGUUCCCCGGAUGCCCGCUCCACCCAUUAUAGUCGCGCGCAGUGGGGCGCGUCCAUGUGCUGUAUCUUGUGUGUGGACGAGGAAGUCCCCAUCACUGCUCAUUCAAUUCCGAUCCAGACGCCCGAAACACACAGAGAUACGACCAUGGCCUCCGGAGUCACAGUGACAGAGGAAGUGGUGACCGUCUUCAACGACAUGAAGGUGCGCAAGGCCACGGCCAACGAGGACGAGAAGAAGAAGAGGAAGAAGGCGGUGCUCUUCUGCCUCAGCGAGGACAAAAAGCACAUCAUUUUGGAGCCGGGCAACGAGAUCCUGGUGGGGGAUGUGGGCACCACGGUCGAGGACCCGUACCUUCACUUCGUCAAAAUGCUGCCCCCCAACGACUGUCGCUACGCUCUGUACGACGCCACCUACGAGACCAAGGAAACCAGGAAGGAGGACUUGGUCUUUAUCCUCUGGGCUCCAGAGAGCGCCCCCCUGAAGAGCAAGAUGAUCUACGCCAGCUCCAAGGAUGCCAUCAAGAAGAAAUUGACCGGUAUCAAGCACGAGUUGCAAGUGAACGGUUUGGAGGAAAUAAAGGACCGACGUAACCUUGCAGAGAAACUUGGAGGCACGUCAGUCAUUACCCUCGAAGGAUACCCUCUAUAAAUUUACCUCCAGGCUUCAACUGAGGCCUACCAGUACACAAAUUUGUGAGGGGUUUGGCUGUUCAUUCCAUUAUGGCAAGGUGGGGGUGGGGGGUGGGGGGGCAAUUUGUGGGAGGGAGGGGGUGGUUGUCGGUCUGAAAUUUCAUAAUUGCAGGCUAUCAUUCCAAUUCUGACAAUGAAGAACAAAACGCAAAAAAAUGUUGAAGUCAAAAUUAAUGAAGGAUGAUAAUACAUACGAUAAUUGAAGUUUGACAGGUUUUUGUUCGUUCUGGGUUCCAGUUGAGUGGUGCUGUGAAGGAGGGGGGGAAGUGCAAGGUGCACUGGGCAUAUAAACCAUUAAUUCAAACUUGAAUGUUGCAGAAUACUGUUAAACUUAAUUCUACAAUGUUAUUUGCCAAACUUCUAGUUCUGUUUUAUUAGCAUUUAUGUGUAACUGAGGCGAUCUGUGACAACACUUCAAAGAUUUCUGACUUAAAAUGCGACGCGUCAAACCUUUUUCAGGAUCACUUUUAAUUGCAUUCUUUUGACUUUAUGCCCAAACGUUCAAAUUCCAAAAUUAUGAUUCCAGUUUUGUUUUAUUGUUAUUAUUAUUUUUUUGUUUGUUUUUGCAUUUUUGACUGAACCAAACCAUUGUUGGUGUGAAGAACAAACACAUUCCUUUUAGGACUGAAAGAGCUGAUUAAAAUGAAGUGACUGAAUGAGUUAUCGAGAUGAAGAACGGAAGGAAGGGGGGAGGGCAGAGGGGGAGCGAAGUAGCGUAACAGCCUGUGUACAGAGUGAAGGGAUGCUGGAUGGAGGGUGGAUGUUUUGUAUCGUCUCCUUAUCUCUAAUUAAAAUAAAAAAUAAAAAAAAGCACUUAACUACC
Anguilla anguilla (European eel) is the source of this 1514-nucleotide messenger RNA. It is a transcript of the gene cfl1, whose product is annotated as cofilin 1. Gene Ontology annotation, cellular component: actin cytoskeleton; cytoplasm; actin cortical patch. Gene Ontology annotation, molecular function: actin filament binding. NCBI's taxonomy places the organism in Eukaryota, Metazoa, Chordata, Actinopteri, Anguilliformes, Anguillidae. Bases 57 to 650 code for a protein of 197 amino acids. The record is from RefSeq and is a predicted model, not a curated record. The transcript is spliced from 4 exons. Gene Ontology annotation, biological process: actin filament severing; actin filament fragmentation; cell motility.